Molecule: messenger RNA, 2856 nt
Organism: Effrenium voratum
Lineage: Eukaryota; Dinophyceae; Suessiales; Symbiodiniaceae
Source: the annotation of a GenBank genome assembly
GCCACAUGGAUAUGUCCAGGUCUUCGAUUGAAGAGCCCAUGUCCAGAGGCUACUGGCCGGGGAAUUCGCCGUACCAAGCGGACAUUCUGCAGAGCUGGAAUGCCUCAGCGCAGGACGCACUUGCAGGGUCACUGCCAGGUCAAACUACUCAGCUGCACACACCCAGCUCCACCUUUGGGUCCAUUUCCAGAGAGCAGGAGCUCUUGAUCGAAGUGCCGCAGACCAUGUUCAAGGAGAAGCUCAUUGAGGUGCCCACCAUCUGCACCCAGGAGGUGGUGCGGGCGGUGCCCAAAGUUGAGGUUCAUGAGAUCAUCAAGGAGGUGCCCAAGAUUGAAUAUCAGGUCACCGAGCGGGUGGUGGAGGUGCCUGAGGUUCGAUACGUGGAGAAGAUCGUGGAAGUGCCGGAAGUGCACACCCAGGAAAUCGUGCGGACCAUUCCCAAGAUCGAGAUCCAGGAAGUUGUGAAGACCGUCCCCAAGAUCCAGGUCCAAGUGCAAGAGAGGCUGGUGGAGGUGCCCAAAGUCUGCCAUGUGGAGAAGGUGGUGGAGGUUCCGCAGGUCCACAUCCAGGAGGUGGUGCGCACGGUGCCCCGCCUGGAAGUGCAGGAGAUCAUCCGAGAGGUGCCCAAGGUGGAGGUCAGAACGGUGGAGAGGUUGGUGGAGGUGCCGCAGGUCGCCUUCGUGGACAAAUUCGUGGAGGUGCCUCAGGUGCAGGUGCAGGAGGUGCUACGCCAUGUACCAAAGGUGGAGGUGCACGAGAUCGUCCGGGAAGUGCCCAAGAUUCACAUGGAGUACCGGGAGAAGAUUGUGGAAGUCCCGCAAGUCCACCUCCAAGAGCGACUGGUGGAGGUGCCGAAGAUCGAGGUGCGGGAGAUCCUGCGCACAGUGCCCAAGGUGGAGGUCCGCACCGUGGACCGCCUCGUGGAGGUGCCGCAAGUCCAGUUGGUGGAGAAGAUCGUAGAGGUGCCGAAAAUCGAGAUCCAGGAGCGGCUACACCACGUGCCGAAGAUCCACACACAAGUUGUGGAGAAGCUCGUGGAAGUCCCCCAGGUCCAAUACGUGGAUCGCGUCCUUGAGGUGCCACAAGUGCAAAUCCAAGAGGUGGUGAGGCACGUUCCCAAGAUCGAGACACAGGAGAUCGUUCGAAUGGUGCCCAAGAUCGAGGUACAAACGGUCGAGAAGAUCGUGGAGGUGCCUCAGGUGCAAUAUGUGGAGAAGUUCGUGGAGGUGCCGGAGGUGAGGAUCCAGGAGGUGGUCCGGCAUGUGCCGAAGAUCGAGGUGCAAGAGAUCGUGCGCCAUGUGCCGAAGAUCGAGGUGAAGUUUCAGGAAAGGAUUGUGGAGCAUCCACAGGUUCACCAGGUUGAGAAGAUUGUGGAAGUGCCGCAGACGGUCAUUCAGACCGUUGACCGGCAUGUGCCGAAGAUUGAGGUCCAAGAGAUCGUGAGGCACGUCCCAAAAAUCGAUGUCAGGGUUGAGGAGCGCAUCAUUGAGCAUCCGCAGAUCCACCAGGUGGAGAAGGUGGUGGAAGUCCCUCAGACUGUGGUGCAGGUAGUGGAGAGACACGUGCCCAAAAUCCAGGUCCAGGAGAUCUUGCGGCACGUGCCCAAGAUCGACGUCCAGAUCCAGGAGAAGAUCAUUGAGGUUCCGCAAGUCCAGGUCGUCGAGAGGAUCAUCGAGGUUCCUCAGACGCAGGUCCAUGAGGUGAUUAAGCACGUGCCCAAGCUGCAGAUCCAAGAAGUGGUGCGCCACGUGCCCAAGGUGGAGGUGCAGGUCCAAGAACGUAUCGUGGAGGUUCCUCACAUCCAAACCAUCGAGAAGGUAGUGGAGGUGCCCAAGGUGCAUAUCCAGGAGAUCGUACGACACGUGAAGAAACCCGUGAUCGAGACCCGCGAGAGGAUCAUAGAGGUCCCUUGCGUCCAGGUGCAAGAGAGGAUAGUGGAGCAUCCGGAGAUCCAUGUCCAGGAGGUCACGAAGCACAUCCCCAAGGUGGUGGAGGUGCAAGAAAUCGUGAAGAACGUCCAAAAGCUCGACUGGACAGGCACCGACGUCUCGGCCAUCUCUGGCGGCCCCCCAGAUGUGCUCGGGGGCUCCUUGGAAGCGCCGACGCUGCCACCGCCCACUCCAGGCGGCCAGCUGCACACCAGAUACGUCCCCAUCAACGCGGGGGAUGGCACUCCAUCGAACAGAUCCGUUGCGACGGUCGACAUCAACGCGAUGACUCUGACGCCAAACUCUGUGGGCAACUCUCUGACCUCGCAGUUCGGGCAGCUGCCGCCCUUGAAGGCCUCCUGCGAGCUGGAGGCACCGGUGAUCCGGGUCAAUGAGAGAGAUGUGAGGCCAAAGGCUUGCAAUGGCGAGGUGCCGGUCUUUGAGGUGCCAGCGGACCAUGUGACCAUGAGAGGGAGCACAGCGACCUCCAUGGUGAGCGGCUUUUGCACAAAAUGCGGCAGUCCAUGCCCGCAAGGCUGCAGUGUGUGCCGCUGCGGAAAGGUGCAAGAGGCACCGGCGCCGGUGCUGAUGAGCGAGAGGCCCAGCUCCGUGAGCCUGGCGUCCAUGGCAACCAUAGCGCCAGCCUCCACGCACUAUGGCGAUGGCUUGGGCUACGGUUCGGCCAUGCAGUCGGGCCCGCCCACCUACUUUGGCUCGGCGCCGCCAACGCAGCUGCCAACGCAGCUGCCAACGCAGCUGCCAACGCAGCUGCCAACGCAGCCGCAGCAGCCCUUCUAUUUCAGAUAGCAACAGGCCGGCCUUCGAGCCUUGGUUUCACGUGGCCCACGAAUCCACGAAUCGGGCUGCCGAAGCACCUGGUGAGUGUCGGGGCGAUGUGGGUCUGUCUCAAAACUGAGUUGAACCCCGA